UGAAGAGGCUAGAGCCAGAAAAGCCUACAGGAACUGACGAUGCUGUAGCUAACCUGUGCUAAUAUCAUGCACUGGUACUCUUGGUACAGGAUGAGUAUUGAGAUAGACUUUCUGGUCAAGCUUCAGAUGCUUUUGUUUGAGUAGCCUCAACCUCCCUAUGGACUCAACAGAUGUAUCACAAAAUGGCAUUGCUCACUGGGAAUGCAGAUCCUGAGUUCAGCACUUACUCCUUCAACAACUUGGAAAACCUGUGUGAAGUGCAAACCAAGAAAGGAUUCUUCUACAAAAAGGCCAAACUUUUGCAUCCUGGAGAAGACUUGUGCUGCUUAGCCCGCCUCGAUGACCGGUCCAGGUUUGUGAUCAUCAAUGUAGGCGGUAUUAAAUACAAAAUUCCAUGGACCACCUUGGAGAACUUCCCCUUGACCAGGCUUGGGAAGCUAAAGUCUUGCAACAACUAUGAUGAGAUCAUGAACAUCUGCGAUGAUUAUGAUGUUAGCUGCAAUGAAUUUUUUUUUGACCGUAAUCCUAGUGCCUUCAGGACAAUCAUGACUUUCCUGACAGCUGGGAAGCUGAGGCUUCUCAGGGAGAUGUGCGCUCUUUCUUUCCAGGAGGAGCUUGUGUACUGGGGGAUAGAAGAGGACCACCUGGAGUGGUGCUGUAAAAAGAGAUUGCGACAGAAAGAGGAAGAGGCAGCUGAGGCCAGGCUGUUUGAAAGGGAGAUGGUAUUUAGUGAAACUGCGCAAUGUGCCUUCCAGGACACUAGCCGAUUGAGUUUGUGCAUGAGAAAGCUCAGGGAUAUGGUAGAGAACCCCCACUCAGGGAUCCCAGGGAAGAUCUUUGCUUGUAUUUCAAUCUCUUUUGUUGCCAUCACUGCAGUCAGCCUCUGCAUCAGCACCAUGCCAGAUGUCAGAGAAGAAGAAGAUCGGGGCGAAUGCUCACGGAAGUGCUAUGACAUCUUUGUGCUGGAGACGGUGUGUGUGGCAUGGUUUUCAUUUGAGUUCCUGCUGCGAUCCAUUCAGGCAGAGAACAAGUGUGCUUUCCUGAAAACUCCGCUCAACAUCAUCGACAUCCUGGCCAUUCUGCCUUUCUAUAUUUCUCUCAUUGUGGAUACGGUCUCCACAAAAAACAGCAGCAAGCCUGGUGGGGGAUCUGGGAACAAGUACCUGGAGAGAGUGGGCCUAGUGCUGCGCUUCCUGCGGGCUCUGCGCAUCCUGUACGUGAUGAGGCUGGCGCGGCACUCGCUGGGGUUGCAGACGCUGGGGCUCACCGUGCGCCGCUGCACCAGGGAGUUCGGCCUCCUCCUGCUCUUCCUUUGUGUCGCCAUGGCCCUCUUCUCACCACUGGUGUACUUGGCCGAGAGUGAACUGGGAGCCAAGCAAGAAUUCACCAGCGUCCCCACCAGUUACUGGUGGGCUGUGAUCUCCAUGACAACUGUUGGCUACGGGGACAUGGUGCCUCGUAGCAUCCCUGGACAGGUGGUAGCCCUGAGCAGUAUCUUAAGUGGGAUUUUGCUGAUGGCUUUCCCAGUCACAUCCAUCUUUCAUACCUUUUCCCGUUCCUACAGUGAGCUGAAGGAGCAGCAGCAACGAGCAGCCAGCAGGCAAGUGCGCAAGCUACCAGAGAACACUGAACUCCCAGGUGAUGACAGUACAAGGGGGCUCAGUGCCACAUUCCCAACAAGUGUUGCUGGACAGGACAGUCCACCCAUGGUGGACCAGUAAGACGAGAAGUUCUUGACCCUGAACAGAUGCGAACAUACGUUGGCAGCACAAGAAGCAGUGGACAAGGGAGGUCAGUUCUGAAAGAAGAACCUCCUGAACUGCAUAAAUGAGGGGCAGACACACACAAAGUUGUCUCUAAAGACCAACUUUUGAUCUUAAGGGCCCUCUGAAAAGUACCCUUAGAAACUCUGCCAAGUACAGCUCUGCUCCAUUGCUUUUCUUAGGGCUUUUUUUUUCUAUUGAACAGGUAUUUUUGGGUAUCCCCAAGGAGCAGCCAUUGAACGUAGCCAGCCAGGAUAAUGUAACAUGAAGCACAGCCUGUACCAGGGUGCCAUUUGGCAGAGUAACCAGCGUGCCACUUCCUCCCUGCCCUGCUCGGUGGCACUCAUGUAUGAGGGGCUAAGUGAGGGGGCUCCCCAUGCUGUGACGCCCCACAGCAUGUUUGUUUUGGCAGCUCCACCAAGGAACACAAACCUCAGACAAGCCAAGGGGUGAUGAGGGCAAGAGAAGGGCAGAAGCAUCCCUUCAGCUUUGCCAGGGGCUUGGUUUUGUCUUCUACAGAUGAGGCAGCGCAGCCAGGGCUGCCAGCGCUGACUCGUGUCCUAGAACAGUUUGCAUUAUUUAGUAGAGAUGUGUAUUUACCAUCCUAAGCUUUGUAUCUUAGCCCCAUGACUGAAAUAUACAUACAAACAAUCUUUCUGACUGUGGUACUGAAUGUUAACUUGCUUUUUUUUCCUUUGCUAACAGUUGAAUAUAACAAAUAUCAUUACAAGUCAUGCCAUUUCCCCACUUUCUGUUAAGUAUUAAGUAUUUCUGUUAAGUGUUAAGUAUCUCGUGUAUCAAACAAUAUGUUUAGCAGACGACUGAACCAAGCUGAACUAUAUGCAGCCCAAGAAAGGGAGGGUGAUGUUAAACCAGCCGUGACUCCCAGCUCUGCAGUCUUCCUCAGCAGUGGUGACUGCAGUGACUGCAGUCAUGUGCAAACAGGAGUAGUCCAAACCCAGUGAAGUCAAUGAGACACCUUCAGUGGGCUCUGGCCUGAGCUGCAAUGUAGCAGCUGUGCUCUAGUUAGCAGUAGCCUUUUUUCCCCCCUCCUACUAAGAAAAAGACAAUCUUGUCAUUAGAAUUAGCAUUCUGGCUUUUUCAUUAGUCUCGAAAGAUUUAAGUCAAUUUAAAGGGAAUAUUAAUCAUAUGAUAGCAUCUGCAUGUUUGCUUACUGAUGCUGUGAGCUCUCCAGCCCCCACCCUGGAGGAGCUGUGUAGGUGGUCCAAGUCAGGAUACUGUGUGGGUCUUUCAGUGCUCCUACAGGCAGGAUAUGAUCAGGGAAUGGAGGGAGAUGGAACAUAACAGCCUCUGGUACCUAUGACACCAUUUGUACUAAAGCCAUGCAGUGUCAUCCUCCAUAUUCUCCUCCUGCCAGGAAAGGAACAAUAGCUGAUGCAAUGAAGAUGGGAUUUGUCCGGUUUGGGGUAUUUUUUUGCCUCAGUGUAUGUUGUAACACACCAAUCCUACAUUAGCAAACUCUCAUAUUAAGCCAUUCCUUAUAGGAAUGAAG
Neopelma chrysocephalum (saffron-crested tyrant-manakin) is the source of this 3276-nucleotide messenger RNA. RefSeq names its product potassium voltage-gated channel modifier subfamily G member 2 (gene KCNG2). Bases 171 to 1721 code for a protein of 516 amino acids. Lineage: Eukaryota; Metazoa; Chordata; Aves; Passeriformes; Pipridae. Gene Ontology annotation, cellular component: membrane; voltage-gated potassium channel complex. The transcript has 3 exons. The record is from RefSeq and is a predicted model, not a curated record. Gene Ontology annotation, molecular function: voltage-gated potassium channel activity; protein binding. Gene Ontology annotation, biological process: protein homooligomerization; potassium ion transmembrane transport.